AUGCCAAUGUUGAAUUAUAGUAGAAGUACUAAUUUAGUUUUACAUAUGAUAGAUACUAUCAUAAAUGCAAAUGGGUUGCUUCCGGAAGCACCAAAUAAUGUAUUUCGUGAUGAUGGUGUCCUUUGUGGUUUAUUACCGGGAUUGACAAGAAAACAAAGUGAUCUAUGUUUACGACAUCGUACAGCGAUACGUUAUGUUGUAAAAGGUUUGAAAGCUGCCAUACAUGAAUGCAGAAAUCAGUUUCAUUAUCAGCGAUGGAAUUGCUCAGCAAGUCAUAAUGGUUUCGCUAUUUCUCAUCUUAAAAUUGGAAGUAAAGAAUCCGCUUAUGUAUUCGCUUUAUCAUCUGCGGCAGUAAGUCGUGCAUUAGCACGAGCAUGUGCGCAAGGAACAAUUGCAAGUUGUAGCUGUGGCUCACAUCCGAAACGUAUCACAAAACAAUUUCGAUGGGCUGGUUGUUCUGAUAAUGUUAAAUUUGCAAAUAAUUUUGGACGUAAAUUUAUGGAUGCAGCUGAUUCACCACAUACUAAUGAUGCACGUUCGAUGAUGAAUUUACACAAUAAUCGUGUUGGACGAAAAGCAAUAUCAAGCAACGUUCAUCGUGAAUGCAAAUGUCAUGGUGUAAGUGGCUCAUGCGUGAUGCAAACAUGCUGGAAAGUUGUACCGAAGCUGGAGGAAAUUGGCUUAUUGCUACGAAAAAAAUAUUCACAUGCUGCUAAGGUUAGUGUAUCAUCUGAAGGUAAAACUUUGGUACCACGAAUGGAAAGAAUAGGAAGUCGUUCUGGAAGAUAUCUUCACAAAUCCGAACAAACAUCGAUCUUAGACAAUGAACUUGUUUAUUUGGAUGAUUCAUUGGAUUAUUGCAAGGAAGAUAAAUUAAACGAUAUUCGAAGUCCACAGGGUCGCGAAUGUUUUGACAAGUGUAAUAUGAUAUGCUGUGGACGUGGUCACAAAACAGUACGUGUGAUAGAGGAGCAGCAAUGUGAUUGUAAAUUCGUAUGGUGUUGUGAAGUAAAAUGCGAAACAUGUCAUCAUAUUGUUAGCCAUAAUUUUUGCAUAUAA
Cercopithifilaria johnstoni is the source of this 1059-nucleotide messenger RNA. The record is from the annotation of a GenBank genome assembly. NCBI's taxonomy places the organism in Eukaryota, Metazoa, Nematoda, Chromadorea, Rhabditida, Onchocercidae.